CUACGAAACGAAAAGGUCGUACAUGCAGUACACAUACAUUCGGACCUGCAUUGCAUUCAUUCGCAACAGUUGCCUGAUUGCCUCAGGACACCAAUCAGAUCAAUCAGAUCAAAUACAAGGAUAGGAUCCCGAUAUUUCCCACGUGAUCCUCACCUUCAAUUCCGCAAACCCCCCAGAAUGGCAUUCUCCACCUCCAACCACAAGAAUAACAAAAGCAAAAUAAGAAAUUAAAAUGGUUUUGGAGCUCCAUGUCUGGGGUCCGGCCUUCUCUCUGCCCUCAAUCGAGGCGCAAUGCCUCGCAACCAUAGCCUACUUUUCUCUGGCCCUGCCUAAGGACGCGUGGGUGCUUGUCGCAAGCAGUGAUCCGUCCGUGUCCCCAACCUGUGAAUUGCCCGCUCUACGAAAUGGCUCGACAUGGGUGAGCCGGUUCCGAAAUAUCGUGGACUAUCUGCGACAAUACUCAAAUGGCGAGUGGGAUUUAGAUGGAGGGUUGAGCGGUCUGCAAAGGGCCGACAAUAUUGGAUUCUCAUCCUUCGUUGAAUCCCGCGCCCAUGCUCUCGUCGACCUCUCCCUCUACGUAACCAGUCAGAACUACUACAACCAGACCUCCCCCGCAUACGGCACCAUCCUUCAGUGGCCGAACCAAUGGAUUCUUCCCCCUAAAAUUCACGCUGCCGCAAAAGCCCGAACAGAUCAUCUCGGGCUCUCGUCGCUGGAUCUACAAGCCAUUGAAGAACAGCGCCAACGCGAACAUUCGGCCGCCGUCGCAGCCGGCCAGAUCCCUCCAAACUUCAUCCGCCGGCCGCGUGAUACCGUCACAAGUCUUCUGGGAAAGACGUCGCAACAGAACCAGUUCCGACUGGAUGCCUUGACGGGGGAGCUCUUCGAGCCGCUGGAAGAAAUCCUCGGUGACAAAGUUUAUCUCCUCACGGGCGAGAACGAAGGUCCAUCUAGCUUAGACUGCUUGGCUGUUGGAUACUUGUCCUUGGCUCUUGUCCCGGAACUAUCUUUCUCAUGGCUCCGCGAUGCGAUGAAGAGCAAGGCGCCUCUGUUGACGGUAUAUACCGAGCGCAUGCGCCAACAGUGCUACGGCCUCGGCGCCGAGGUGUCGCAUGCGUAUACCCCUACCCCAAAUAGCGGUUCGUCACUACCUUGGCGUGCACCGGAGCGUGCACGUCUCACUACGUUGGGGAACACUCUCUUCAACGUCCUUGCCGACAACACGCCGAUCCUCAAAGAUAUCCGCGCCCAGGAUAGGCUGCGGGUAGCGGCGGAAUCGCCAGACUCGGGCCUCUCGGAGCCCGAUAGCCGGAAACUCUCUGCGCUUGCGAAGGGACAGAAGAAAGAUAUUCUGGUUAAUAUCGCAUACGCCGUGAGUGGCAUUGCCGCGUUGAUCGGGUACAUGGCGUACGAGGGGUUUUUCUCUGCAGAAGUAGGUGAUGAAUAUGAAGAGGACGACGAGCUUGGGGAUAUGCCGGAUAUAGAGCCCGACUCACUCCAGGCGCAGAAUUUCCUAACUGGGUUUUGA
Aspergillus nomiae NRRL 13137 is the source of this 1528-nucleotide messenger RNA. Its product is annotated as metaxin. Gene Ontology annotation, biological process: mitochondrion organization. Lineage: Eukaryota; Fungi; Ascomycota; Eurotiomycetes; Eurotiales; Aspergillaceae. Gene Ontology annotation, cellular component: SAM complex. The transcript has 3 exons. The coding region runs from base 233 to 1528 and encodes 431 amino acids. The record is from RefSeq and is a predicted model, not a curated record.